Penicillium alfredii is the source of this 534-nucleotide messenger RNA. RefSeq lists its product as uncharacterized. Bases 1 to 534 code for a protein of 177 amino acids. The transcript has 2 exons. The record is from RefSeq and is a predicted model, not a curated record. Lineage: Eukaryota; Fungi; Ascomycota; Eurotiomycetes; Eurotiales; Aspergillaceae.
AUGUCCAACGAAAACCCCUCGACUCUCCAGUCUGCCAUCAACCAGGCAUCCGGUCUUGCCCAGCGUGCAGUGGGCACCGUGACCGGCGACUCCUCGACCCAGAACAAGGGCGACGCCAACAUCGAGCAAGGUCAGGCCCAGCACGAAGCCUCACACACCACCGCCAAGCUGGGCCCCUUCUCCGCCGACCCCAACACGGGCGCUACGGCCAAGGACGACCCGAACCGCGCGACGGGCUCGUGGGACCAGACCCUCGGCUCGGCCAAGGAGUCGGUGGGCAACCUGAUCGGCAACGAGAACCUGCGUCGUGCGGGUGUGGAGCAGAAUGCCGCCGGUAAGGAGCAAGAGGCCAAGGGCCAGCUCAAGGAUCUGGGGCAGGGUAUCCAGGACCGCGCGCAGGGUGCGCUGGGGUCUGUUGGGGCUGCGGUGACUGGGAAUCGUGCUGAAGAGCAGAAGUGGCGUGACAUCCAUGACGAGGGCAAGGUGCGCCAGCGUGGUGCUGAGGCGGACAUUGCCCAGAAGGGUGGUCAGUAA